Molecule: messenger RNA, 2047 nt
Organism: Trifolium pratense (red clover)
Lineage: Eukaryota; Viridiplantae; Streptophyta; Magnoliopsida; Fabales; Fabaceae
Product: serine/threonine-protein kinase RIPK-like
Exons: 5
Coding region: 296-1732 (478 amino acids)
Biological process (GO): protein phosphorylation
Molecular function (GO): ATP binding; protein kinase activity
Source: RefSeq, a predicted model, not a curated record
AAGAAGAUGUAUAACUUAUUUUCUCUAUGAGCAGUUGAAGAUUUUGAAUACUACUACUUCUCUCUACCUUCCAAAGUCAUAAUCCAAUUUCCAAUUUUUUCAUUAUCUCUCUUCCUACCUAAUUCAUCACAUUUUCUCACCAACAAAACCUUCCUCAAAUAUCUACAUAUAUAUAUAUAUAAGUAUAAGUAUAUAUGAGAAUAUUGUAGAUUACUCUAUACAUUCUACAAAACCAAUUCUGAAAGAUAUUUGAAGUUUUUUUAUUACACUUGAAGAAAUUAAUUAUCAAGCAAAAAUGAAAAUCAAAUGGAAAUCAAUUUUCCCAGCAAGUUGUUUCAAAGGAGAGUAUCCAUCACCAAAGCCAAAAAAAGUGGUGUCAACAAAACCAAGAAGCUCUUCAACAUCAACUCAUAGGAUUUCAAUAGAAGAAAUGAGUUAUCCAAACACAACCCAAGAGGAUUUGUCUAUUUCUUUAGUAGGGUCUAAUCUUCAUGUAUUUACAGUUGCUGAGCUUAAGGUUAUAACACAACACUUUUCUUCUAGUAAUUUUAUUGGAGAAGGUGGGUUUGGACCUGUUCAUAAAGGGUUUAUUGAAGAUAGGGUUAGGCCUGGUUUGAAGGCUCAACCUGUUGCUGUUAAGCUCUUGGACUUGGAAAGUAAACAAGGUCACAAAGAAUGGUUGACUGAAGUUGUUGUUUUGGGACAAUUAAGGCAUCCACAUCUUGUGAAGCUAAUAGGAUAUUGUUGUGAAGAUGAACAUAGACUUUUGGUAUAUGAAUAUUUACCAAGAGGCAGCUUGGAAAAUCAAUUAUUUAGAAGAUUCUCAGCAUCACUACCAUGGUCAACAAGAAUGAAAAUUGCUGUUGGAGCUGCAAAAGGUUUAGCUUUUCUUCAUGAUGCUGAGCAACCAGUUAUUUAUAGAGAUUUCAAAGCUUCAAACAUCUUGUUAGACUCGGAUUAUAAUGCAAAACUCUCUGACUUUGGGUUGGCAAAAGAUGGUCCUGAAGGAGAUGACACCCACGUUUCAACAAGAGUUAUGGGCACUCAAGGCUAUGCUGCCCCAGAAUAUGUCAUGACAGGUCACUUGACGGCCAAGAGUGACGUGUACAGCUUUGGAGUAGUUUUGUUGGAAUUGCUAACAGGGAAAAAGUCAGUGGACAAAAAUCGUCCUCCAAGGGAACAAAACCUAGUAGAUUGGGCAAGACCAAUGUUAAUUGAUCCAAGAAAACUUAGUAAAUUAAUGGAUCCUAAACUUGAAGGACAAUACUCUGAAAUGGGUACUAAAAAAGCAGCUGCAUUGGCUUAUCAAUGUCUUAGCCAUAGACCCAAGAGUAGGCCAACAAUGAGCCAAGUGGUUAAGAUUUUGGAACCCUUACAAGAUUUUGAUGAUAUUCCAAUUGGACCUUUUGUUUACACAGUUCCAGUUGAUAAUAAUGGAGGGGUUAAAGAAAAAGAUCAAACAAAGGAAUGUGAAACACCUAAGGAGAGGAAAAGGGAAAAUGGUCACUAUCGUAGGAAUGGCCAUAGGCAUCAUCCACUUAAAUCACCGAGGUCGCCAAACCCUCAAUCGCAACCACAAUCACGGCCACAGUCACAGCCAUCUCCACGGCAACAGGCACAACCGUCACCACGGCAACAGUCACAAUCGUCACCACGGCCACGUCUGCAGGUUGACAAAUACCGAAAUGGUAGGGGAAGUUCAUCGAAUUCUCCUCCGCAAAACAUAGCUUAAUGGAAACCAAUAACAUUUUGUAUAUAUAUACAUAUAUUUUUCAAAAAAAAAAAAGUGUGUAGUUUUUUUUUUUGGGUGCAAAAAAUGCUUAGUUUUAUUUUAGUGUACAAACUACUAUAGCCUAAGUGUGAUGAGCUACAAAUUGCAAGAGUACACAAAUUAUACAAGGGAGAUCAAAGAAGAGUGGGCGUGCAAUUGUAAUGGAAGAUAUGCUUGAGUUAGUUUUAUUUUUUAUUCUUCAAUUAAAGGAGGGAAGUAAUUAUUUUAAGUUGUGUAGAUACAAAUAUAGAAUAAUACAUUUUGCUUCUUGGUGAA